Molecule: messenger RNA, 912 nt
Organism: Aspergillus calidoustus
Lineage: Eukaryota; Fungi; Ascomycota; Eurotiomycetes; Eurotiales; Aspergillaceae
Source: the annotation of a GenBank genome assembly
AUGGCAAACCAGGGAUAUGAUGUGGUAGUUGACGUAGACGCAGAGGGCGAUGACCUCGGACACACCGACCUCCAAGAGGACCUUGAAUUUCACCCAUCGAACUUUGAGAACGAUCAAAGAAAUGCCAAAGCUCAUACAGACAAUGCUCCCUUCCUAGGCGGCAACGGAGCAGGCUCCUCCUCGCGCCGCAACAGGUCCCCAGGCGGCACGCCCACCAAGCAUGCCUGGUGGUCCAUCCACUACUACGAGCAAUACUUUGACGUCGAUACCAACGAAGUUCUCCGCCGCUGCGUCGCCUCCGUCUACCCCCGCAGCAACUUUCUCGACGUCCUCGAAGGCAACGCAGACCUUUACGGCCCCUUCUGGAUCGCGACCACCGUCGUCGUCAUCCUCUUCCUCACAGGCACAAUCUCGCAAUGGCUCUCCAACAACGACAAGAACCACUUCAAGUACGACUUCACUUUGCUCUCUGGCGCUGCCGGUCUCGUCUACGGGUAUACAUUCGUUCUCCCCGUUGCGCUCUGGGGUUCACUACGAUGGUUUGGAAGCUCGACGGCUGAUUUGAUUGAAUGCUGGGCGCUGUACGGAUACUCGAAUCUGAUCUGGAUUGCGGUCGCGCUUGUCAGUUGGAGUCCGUUGACGGCGUUAAACUGGGCGCUUGUGGGUGUUGGCUUUGGGUGGACUGUCUUCUUCCUCUUGAGGAAUCUGUAUCCCGUGCUCAGUGCGACGGAUGCAAAGGCUAGUCGGAUCCUGCUGGUGCUUGUUAUUCUCUUGCAUGCUGGGUUCGCGAUUGCGAUUAAGAUCCUGUUCUUUGCGCAUGGAAGCCCUGUCUCGAAGAAAGACGACAGGCAUGAUGAUGAUCACGAUGAUGAUCAUGACAAGGAUGACGACAAGCGCAUGUUUCGUUUCUAA